Molecule: messenger RNA, 936 nt
Organism: Colletotrichum siamense
Lineage: Eukaryota; Fungi; Ascomycota; Sordariomycetes; Glomerellales; Glomerellaceae
Gene: PHB2
Product: Prohibitin-2
Exons: 3
Coding region: 1-936 (311 amino acids)
Biological process (GO): mitochondrion organization
Cellular component (GO): membrane; mitochondrion
Source: RefSeq, a predicted model, not a curated record
AUGUCCGGAGGAAGGAGCCCCAUGGAGGAGGCCUACGAGCGCUUGAGGCAGGUGGCCCAGCAACAGCAAAAGCGAGGAGGUUUCGGAGGCGGCGGCAUGCCGGGAGGUCCUCGCGGCCUGGGAAUGGGUCUGGGUGGUAUUUUCCUUCUUGGAGGCGCCGCGAUUCUUGCCCAGAAUGCGCUGUUCAACGUCGACGGAGGACACAGAGCGAUCAAGUACCGGAGGUUAAGUGGUGUGAGCAAGGAAAUUUACAGCGAAGGAACCCACUUCAUUGUCCCUUGGUUCGAGACCCCCGUCACCUAUGAUGUCCGCGCGAAGCCGAGAAACGUCGCCUCCCUCACCGGAACGAAGGAUUUGCAGAUGGUCAACAUCACCUGCCGUGUUCUGUCCAGGCCAGAUAUCAAGGCCCUCCCUCAGAUCUACCGUACCCUGGGUACUGACUACGACGAGAGGGUUCUGCCCUCCAUCGUCAACGAAGUUCUGAAGAGUGUCGUUGCCCAGUUCAAUGCCAGCCAGCUUAUCACUCAGAGAGAGAUGGUUGCAAAGUUGGUUCGCGAGAACCUUUCCCGCAGAGCUGCGCGCUUCAAUAUUCUCCUGGACGACGUCUCAUUGACGCACCUUGCCUUCUCGCCCGAAUUCACAGCGGCCGUCGAGGCGAAGCAAGUCGCUCAGCAAGAAGCCCAGCGCGCGGCAUUCGUGGUCGACAAGGCUCGCCAGGAGAAGCAGGCAAUGGUUGUCAAGGCUCAGGGUGAGGCUCGCUCCGCUGAGCUGAUCGGAGAGGCCAUCAAGAAGAACAAGGCCUAUGUUGAAUUGAAGAAGAUCGAGAACGCCCGUGCCAUUGCCGCACAGCUGCAAGAGGCGGGCAGCAAGAACAGACUGCUGCUCGACUCGGAGGGUCUGGGUCUGAACGUAUUCGAGGGCGGCGAGAAGAAAUAA